AUGCAGCAGAACGCUGUGAUUUUCGAUGAAAUCGAACUCACCGACCUGUGCCUAGCCGAGUGUUCAACAAAAAACAUCAAUCACAGUUUUCAGGUGAUAACCCCUUUCCGAUCAUUGGUGCUUUGCUGCGAAUCCAGAAGGGAAAUGGAAGAGUGGCUUGGCGCGCUCACUGCCGCUUCCCAGCGCCUAUACCACGAACCGGAACAGCCGGAUUGCCUUUCAGGACAACACCACUGGUAUGCGACGUCUCACGCCAGACCGACGUACUGCAACGUGUGCAGGGAGGCGCUGAGCGGCGUCACCAGCCACGGGCUCUCCUGCGAGGUGUGCAAGAGCAAGGUGCACAAGCGAUGCGCCGCGAAGGCCAUCACCAACUGCAAAUGGACCACGCUGGCCUCCGUCGGAAAGGACAUCGUGGAGAAUUUCGACGGGACAAUAACAAUGCCUCACCAGUGGAUGGAAGGGAAUUUGCCCGUUUCGGCGAAAUGCGCUGUUUGUGAUAAAAACUGUGGUUCUGUUCUUAGGUUACAAGACUGGCGAUGCCUGUGGUGCAGGGCGACGGUGCACACGCAGUGCAGGCCCCACAUCCAGACGCGGUGCCCGCUGGGGCCGGCUCGGGUCAGCGUCGUGCCGCCCACGGCGCUGCACUCGAUCCAGGAUGAAGCCUGGGAGGCGGUGCGGCCGCAGGCUUCCUCCCCCCUUUUGGUGUUUGUUAAUUCUAAGUCAGGUGAUAAUCAAGGCGUCAAAUUCCUGCGAAAGUUCAAGCAGCUACUGAACCCCGCGCAGGUGUUCGACUUGAUCUCGACGGGGCCCCGCUUGGGGCUGAAGCUCUUUCGACACUUCGAUCCAUUCCGAAUUUUAGUUUGUAGCGGGGACGGCUCUGUCGGCUGGGUCCUUUCCGAAAUCGAUAAAUUAGAUAUGCACAAACAGUGCCAAGUAGCAGUAUUACCUUUAGGAACUGGGAACGAUUUAGCAAGAGUACUGGGCUGGGGAUCUUCCUGCGACGACGACACCCACUUGCCGCAGCUGCUCGAGAAAUACGAAAAAGCCAGUACGAAAAUGUUAGAUAGAUGGAGCAUAAUGGCUUUCGAACGGACAAUCGCCAUGCCGAAAUUAUCGCUGACCCCAGGACUGCACGACGGUCAAUUACACACUCAAAUAAGCCAAUACGAGGACUCGCUGGUCAAUCACCUGCAAAACAUUCUCCAAUCCGACGAGACUUCCGUCAUCCUGAAUUCCGCCAAACGUCUAUGCGAAACAGUCAAAGAUUUCGCUACGCAAUUGAUGGAGAGUUCCCUUACACAAGGUGACGAGCAGCUAGCCAAAAAGUGUGAUAUUUUGCAACAGAAAUUAGAAUUACUAUUGAAAACGCUGACGAGCGAGCAAAUCGACGCGACCACCAUCACCCAGCAGCAGUCCUUCGACGAGCCGGAGGGUCCCCGGCCCGGCAUGGUGACCAGCACCAGCAAAAGCACCGAAGACACCGACAGCGAAAUCUCCUUCGACAAAAUGCGAACCGACAAAGUCGAAAAGGACCUCAGCAACUUCAAUUUCAGGAAACACCGAAGGACGUCGAGGUUCAUGGAGCGAGAGAAAGACGCCCUGAUCCACAGGGCCAACAGCCUGAAGAGGGCCAUUCGAAACCUGGUCGAGCACACCGAGCAGGUGGUCGACGAGCAAAACAGACAAUCAUCCUUAGCAAUACCAGCCGUCAAGAUAUCUCUGAGCAGCGAUUUGGAUAAAGUGGAAUCGCCCGGACCGACGACCAAGAGAGACUCCCUGAAACCGAUGCCUACUAUAGAGUCGGGCGGUAGCACCGACAUCAGCUCGUGCCCUUCCCCGACGGGCUCUAUUAUCACGACAAGACUGGUGAAUAUAUCCCCGUUGCCGGACGUCAGGCGCGAUUCCACCUUCGGAGCCGAAGAGAGCGAUUUACUCACCCUACCGGUACCGGAAGGUUUCGCCGACAGCCGCAGGGCGAGCCAAGUGCAACAGCAAAAGUUUAUCGUGGUUAGCGCGGAGGCGAGCACCGAAAGAACCCUCGCCGAGACGGCGACGUCGCUGAUGAAGCUGGAAAUGGAGCAGAACACCAUAAAGGAAGAGACCGAAAAGGAGAUAUCGCCGCCGGCCAGCAAGCGGCCCGACGAGCCGGGCGAUAAGGGCGCGUGCGCCGACGACGACAAGGAAUGCAGCAGCAUCCUGUCGGUGCUGUCGAACGAAGAAGUAAGCAUUACGUCCGAAAUCCUCGAUCAAAAGUCGUUCGUGCCGCGCAAAGACAGCGACGGCGAGGAUUUGAACGGGCACAUAUGCCACAUAGACUCCCCCGAAACUGACACUUACCAGUCCACAUCGGACGUCAUCCAUGGUGAGUCUUUAAUGGAUGAUAUUAGUUCCAUGUUAGGUGAAGUGUAUGGAUACGGUCUGGAUAGUGUUGACAAUACUUACACUGACGACACGACGUUGUUUCCGAGCGAUAUAGAGCGAAAGAUGAGCCUCAAAAAGGACUCGUUGGAGCGCAAGCUCUCCGAAAAGAAGCGCCGCACAUCCAGGGCUAAAAUAGAGCCGGUUUUGAACGUCGAAGAGGUCACGGAAUGCGGAUUCGAAAACACGGCCUUCCAGCAUAUAAUGGACAAUAAAUUGGAGACGGAGCAGCGUUAUUGCAGUUUGGCCGAAUUUGUAGAAGGCAACGAUAUAGCGAGAAGGUCGUUCAAGCGACACCGACCAACGAAAACCACGAAAACCGAAGCGAACGUGACUAGACAGACCACAUUGGUGGAAGAGGCGGAUUUGCUGAAUCCGAGCACCAAAGGUAGCCAGACUAGUCUCAAUAAAUUGCAAAAGGAACUGUCUAAUAUAUCCCUAUCGAACGACGACAAAGAUAAAGACCAAGACGAAGGCUGUAAAUUCCCCCAAGUAAGCGUAAUAGUAGAACCCCCGUCUCCCGUCCUCACCGAGCAGAUGCGCUCCGAACGCCUGGAGCACAUCCGCGUAGAAAUCGAAGGCGAUAUCGAUCAUGACUUGGAGCUGCUAUGUUCAAAGGACCGCGACCGGCUCAGCGACAAAAGCAACGCCAGCAACAACAGCUCCAGCUCCAAUCUGCUCGGCAUCAGCCAGGAGGCGUUCCUGACGCGCUCGCCGGCCGCCACCAGGCGCAUAUCCUGCUGCAGCAUGCUGAACCCCGCCGAAGCGGCCGCGCUCGCCGCCGCCGCCGCCACCAGCAAAUUUUACGAGGCCGCCGCCGAGAAGAAGGACCCCGAUAAAAAAGAUAAGGAUAAGGACGAAAAAGAUAACAGGAAAUUGCCCAUUAUUAAUCCGUUGGUUAGGCUGCCUACCUGGCCCAACGUGAGCACGGGCGGCGGAUUCAUCAGUAAAUGCCUACUGGCCAACGCUGAUACUCUCUGCGCGGCCGUCAGUCCUCUAAUAGACCCCGACGAGACGCUGUCGGAGGGUUUCUACGAGCGCUGCGUGAUGAACAACUACUUCGGCAUCGGCAUCGACGCCAAGAUAUCGCUGGAUUUCCACCACAAGCGGGAGGAACACCCGGAGAAGUGCCGGUCGCGGGCGAAGAACUACAUGUGGUACGGCGUGCUGGGCAGCAAGCAGUGGCUGCAGAAGACCUACAAGAACUUGGAGCAGCGGGUGCAGUUGGAGUGCGACGGCCAGCGGAUUCCGUUGCCCAGUUUGCAGGGCAUUGUGAUAUUGAACAUUCCGAGUUUUAUGGGUGGAAUAAAUUUUUGGGGUACAACCAAAGAGGGUGAUAUAUUUCUGGCGCCUUCCUUCGACGAUAAGAUCCUUGAAGUAGUUGCUGUCUUUGGAUCGGUCCAAAUGGCGGCGUCUAGAUUGAUCAAUCUUCAACACCAUCGAAUAGCGCAAUGCCAGAGCAUUCAAAUAAACAUUUUGGGAGAAGAAGGAGUGCCGAUCCAAGUGGACGGAGAAGCCUGGAUCCAACCGCCGGGCAUCAUCCGCAUCAUCCACAAGAACCGCAUGCAAAUGCUCUGCAGAAAUCGAUCGUUGGAGAAUUCGCUGAAAUCGUGGGAGGAGAAGCAACGGCAGAGCAUCUCGGCGCAGGGCGCCAAGCCACGAGCUUCGAUCUCCCACGACAAGGGCCGCUCGAGCCUGACGCGACAGAGCAUGCCCUCGCACGAGAAAUCCUUCCUCGGCGUGAACAUCGAGAAGAUCCGCCAGCACUCCUUCAGCGGCGCCGUGCCCACCCAUCACCACGUCGAAAAGGAGAAGCUCACCGUCACGUUCGUCGACAAGCCGAUCGAGCGACCGGCCGAGCCCGACGUGCUCUUCACCGACGAGGAACGCCAUUUGCUGAUCAACUUCAUCGAAUGCGUCACCACCCUUACCAAGUGGAUUAAAAUGUUAGCAAUAAGUUAUAAUUUAGAGGUCGAUCUCUAUGCGCUGGCCAACAACGUGGACGGUUGUUUGGAACAAAUCCACCCCAACGGGAAAUUGCUGGAGGGGUCGCAGCUGCGCGACGAGUUCACCAAGCUGGUGCAAGCGGUGAAGCACCUCUACGAGGAGAGCUGCUGCCUGUUGCACGACAGAGGCGACAAGCUCAAGCUGCGCGAGGACUUGGAGAGCAAACUCAGCGCCACUCUGGCCAAUACCGAGCUCGAAUUGAGGAAGUGCGUCAUGUACGAAACUCCGGCGGGUAGCUUGGUCUACUUGCAAGCCCUUCAAGGAGACCAGGCGCACAAACGCAAAGGCCUGUUUUGGCUGAAGUUCCGGGCCAAGGGCUCGGCGUCCUCGCAACAGCAGAGUUCGCAGAAGCGCGAGGUGGCCUCGUGGGGCACCCAGGAGGUGGCCACUUGGCUGGAGACCCUCCAGCUGUCCGAGUACGUGGAGAGCUUCGAGAAGAACGACAUCCGCGGUCGCGAGCUGCUGACGCUCGCCCGCAGGGACCUCAAAGACCUCGGGGUCACGAAGGUGGGCCACGUGAAGAGAAUACUGCAAGCCAUCAAGGAUUUGACGCAAGGUUUAUAAGCUGUGUAGGAUGUAAUGUUAACGGUAACUUUUAGUAUUUUAUCCGGAUCUCAGUUCGAUGGGGCAAUGGUUUUUUCUUUUAAUAGAACACAUAUCGCGGUAUUCGUUCGAUUACCUACCUGAAUAAUCAUACAAAAGCAAUAUUAAGAGGUGCGGUUACUUAAACAAGUGAAUAUAUAAAUAGUACGUUUGCACAAUAGAAAUCUUAAAAGAAAUAAGCAUUGCGCUCUACCCUCUUUAAAUAUACCUGCAUGAAUGUACUGAUAUUGUAAGUUAUGUAAACAUGUACGACUUACUGUGAUUCUCCAAAAAAAACUUAGAGUUAAAGUAUUAGAUUUAAGUAGAUCUAUUAUAUAAAAAUGUUAUGAAAUACCUCUUCGGACAAAAAGAUAAAACCCACUCUAUAUUUCUUGGAAUUGUUGUAUUCCCCGACGUUUAAAUUGUACAUAAACGUUCAAAAUUUAUAACAUGUAAGGAUAUUAAUCUAAUUGUUGACCAAAAUUACUCAUUGCGCGUGGCAAUUUCCUUUUUUCGGAAAAACGAGUUUCUUACCGCGAACGGGCACGUAAGAAAUUGUGCUUUUCUUUCACAAAUUAGAAAAGAAAACAAUUAAUGACCUAUUAACCUAUAUUCUAAAUUAGAAAAGCAAUUAUCUAUCCCUUUAGCAAUACCUAGUUUAUAUCGAUUCUUUAGGGAACUGAAAUUGGCGCAGGGCAUUUAUAUAUAGGAUAAAAAAUUAAAUAAAUAGAGUAUAUAGUUAAAAUACGAUCGUAUUAUGCAGGAUGUCGUGGCUCAAUGGAAUUUUAAAUAAUUUACUGCGUCAUUUAAAAACAUAACUAUUAUAUGCAAUUUGUUAUUACUUGUAUAACGUAAGCUAUUUUUACACAAAAGUUUCUUGAAUAUACGCAAAAUAUAUUCAAUAAUAUACCGAUUCAAACGAGCUGGGACAACCUGCUUAGUUGUUUUUAAUUUAUUUAAAGCAAAAACGCACUUGUACGUUUAAGCUAGUAGGAAUAGUAUAACCGUGUAGCUUAUAAAGUUUAGAAAUCCCUAUAAAAGUUGCAAUAACCACGUGGGCAAGUAUUACCUAAGUAGUUCAAUAAAUGCCCUGUUGCCAAAUGGUAAGCCAAUUUUCUUCGAUCUUACGAAAGGGUUCGUUAAAAGCCAAUAUCAACGAAAUGUAGCGAUAAUUGAACAGCAUACGAGGGGUGUUGAUUGCAAAGCUGAACAAUAUCUCAUAAACGUUACAUCGCAAUAUAACAUCGGUUUAUUCUAGAAUUCUUAAAUGCGCAUCGAUUUCUUUUCUUAUAAGUACACUAUUUUCUGAGGUAACUGAUAUUGCACCACUUGCUAUUCUGUAUUUCUCGUACAUCGAUUCGAAUUUUCGCAAUGAAUCCGCAGGGAUUCUAUAAUAAACAAAUCCUGACACUUGUAAUUUUCUCCUCUUGUCGCUUUAUUGACACCGGCGAAGAAAAUUACUUUGGAUAUAAUAUAUUCACUUACUGUUUUCUUUGAGGACUGAUUUUUACUUUAAGCACACAGAAAGCACGGUUAAAUUAGCCAUAAAAUACAGCCAGAACAAAUCCCAUUAUAUUGAAAUUUGUAUUUUAAUGAGAAAAAUCAAGAUCCAACAUUUUCAGAAAUAUUCAACAAACAAUUCCCUAUUUUUCUUCUUAUGUUGGCUAAUUUCACUGGAGUAGAAAGGGAUAAAGGGCCCACGUACCGACUGAUUUUUGACACAAUAUUUGGCCACUGUAUGUACUAUAAAAAUAGCAGAACUUGUUGCAAUAAUAGAUUUCAAUGUUUUAAGGAAAAAAACAGUUCUCGAAUUUGCUUCGCAUCAGCGCAGACAAUCUAUAAAAAAUAAUUAUUAUGAAUGUAGUAACCCUGUAUUAAUGUUGUAAGAAGUGUAUAGGUUCGUCCGGAAUCUUCAACGUUUGUUCCGGACGCCCUGUAUAAUUUCGAAGUGCAUAUCUAAAUCAAUAGAAAAUCAACUUUUGAGGAAGUCGAUUCAUUUGAAUUAAUCACGAAUAAGUUCCGGAGUUUCCGACGCAAAAUGUUUAGACCAAAUUGUACAGGUUGGACCAAAUAUGCGUUUUUUAUAAUAAAUAUUGCUGCAGGAAAAGGCACAGGGUACUGAAGUCGGAAAGAAGCACAAUAUAUGGAAGGAAAGGACAUGUUUUAUCCGUUUAAAAUUUACUCGUCGAUUAAUUUGCAUUGUGUAUUUGUAUUUUUUUCUGUUGAAUUUUAAAAUACACAACUGUACAUUUCAUUUAAUUCAAAGGGACCAACCACACGAACCAAAGGAUAACUUAUCCCUUAACAGAGGAUCCAUUAUAACUAAAUCAUUUUUGUCUGCAAAUAAUAACCAAUGAUAAUUUAAUUACUUACGCAUUUUUAGUAAUAAAAAUAAUAUCUUGUAACAAUCGAAGGCGAAAAUAGGGAAUUGAUCAGCAAUAAUUAUGUUUAAUUUAAUUAUCACCGCGUGAGAAAUACUUUUUAAAGGGCUUCCUUAAAAGAUUAUUUUAUUUGUUGUAAAUGGAGAUUUAGCUGUUAGAUGUUAUGUAGAUUAGUUGUAUUUAUUCAAAUAAUUAUUAUUUAUUAUGACAUAAAACUAAUAAUUUCCGUACUAAAGUAAUGUUCUAGCGCUAGAUUAAGAAUUAUUGAUACUUUAUCUUCGAAAUUAUUAGCUCUAAAUAUACAAAGGUGCUUCAAAUAGGCGAGUGAUAAACCACACAAAAAACUUGUCUGUUUUAUCAUUUGCUAAAAAUAUUUUGACACACCUGGUAUAGUGUGAGAAGUAGAAUAUUCUCCAACAUCCUAAUAUUCGAGAAAUUCGAAAUCCCAUUGACAAGUAACUUGUUUUACCCCAUUGCCUUCUCAUGUCAACCUUACAGAUAUGAGUUUUGUCUUCGCAGAACCUGCUAGGGCAUGUUCUUAAAACUGUGAUUCAAUUUAACGUGUAUUUUAAAAAAUAAUGUUUUACCCUUUAAGUUGACGCAUCUUGUUCCAAUAUGCAUAAUAAUAACUACAAGCAAUGUAUUUUAUACGACAAAAUGAUUGAAUCUCAUUUGAGAAUUCUUUUUUUCGACGCGGAUCAAUGAAUGUAUUGCUUAUUUUUAUCGUUGAAAAUUGUUUCUAAAUUGUUAAUGAAUGCUAAAAAAUUCUAGCAAAAGUUUUAGAUUAGUUAAUCGCACUUAUUUUAUUGGAUAUAUGAACACUGAUUUGAUUAACGGCUUUGCUACAAAAUUUCAAACGCUUCUGCAUUCACGUAAAUAUUUGCCAAAUUUAGCAAUGAAAAUAGUAUUUCAUCAUCAAAAUUAGUACAACUUGAAUAGAUUCGAGCAAUACAAUUUUUAUUAGUUUCCCGGCAAAAUUCAAAUCAUUUCGCAAUGAAAAUUAAUAGUUGUUAUUAAAUUAGAACAAGCACGACAGGCAAACAAACUUGAACUCAUUUUCCAUCUUCCAAUACCACCUAGUUUUCGUGUACUUCCAAAUAAAAAAGGUACUUAUUUUGCUUGAACGAUUUGAUGCAUAAGAAAACUUACAUUAUUAACUAGGAUUAAGGUUUUUAGUGAUAUAUUCCAUAGGUGUAGAUAGUAUUAAUAUUUAUUUUGAUAUUUUUAUAACCUUUAAUAAACUCUUUCUUCUGCCAAUAGCCCUUGCCGCGUUAUCUGUAAGCAUUUCAUCAAAUACAAUCCAAAAAAAAAACAAAUAUUUUUGAGGAAAUCUAUUUGCAACAAAUCCAAUUUACGAUAAUUCGGCCUUUGAUGGUAUUUAUUACAAUCGCGGGAGGGCUAUGCGGCGAGGAAGGCGGAUUAUUGGGUACAGCGAAAGCACUCAAGGAAUUUUGAAACCCUCUUUUUUAUAAGUUCACUUUAUACAAAUGUUGUAAAUUUCGUUUUAAAAAAUGUGUAUACCUUCACAAAUAAAAAAUAUAUAUAUUUACCUCACGAUCUAGAUUUAUUUAUGCACAUUUCUAAUCUUUCCAAUGUGUUGCGUUUGCCUAAUAUCGACAUCAUUUCCGCUACGCUGGGACCUUCCUGAAACGUAAAUAAGCAUAUUAA
Molecule: messenger RNA, 9059 nt
Organism: Phyllotreta striolata
Lineage: Eukaryota; Metazoa; Arthropoda; Insecta; Coleoptera; Chrysomelidae
Source: the annotation of a GenBank genome assembly